Capsicum annuum is the source of this 4778-nucleotide messenger RNA. RefSeq names its product interaptin. The record is from RefSeq and is a predicted model, not a curated record. NCBI's taxonomy places the organism in Eukaryota, Viridiplantae, Streptophyta, Magnoliopsida, Solanales, Solanaceae. Bases 190 to 4278 code for a protein of 1362 amino acids. The transcript is spliced from 9 exons.
UGAUAGAAAACAAUGUUACACCCCAUGACAAGUUCAUAAAUAAAGACCAACCAACUAACUAACUUCUCUAUUUUCUUUUUGGUCCUUCAAAUGCAUUUUUGAUUCUUAUUGUAUUUUCAAAUUUAGUGUCAUUUUAUUGUUUAUAUCACAUUUCAAGAAAAUAUAAUCACUAAGGUGAUAAAGAGAAAAAUGUACAAGUUACAUAAGCAAAAUAAUAAGCAGGAAAAAUCAGGUGAAAGGGUUGAUUUCAGAUUUUCCAAUUUCCAAGUACUUCAGGUACCGAAAGGAUGGGACAGGCUAUCGUUGUCUGUAAUCUGUGUAGAAACUGGAAAGACAGUGGCGAAGCUAGGCAAAACGCUUGUGAAAAGCGGAAGCUGCCAGUGGCCAGAGACACUUUUGGAGUCCGUGUGGAUUUCACAAGAUGAUUCUUCUAUGGAACUCGAAGAAUCUCUCUACAAGUUUGUUGUUUCAAUGGGCUCUGCGAGAUCAGGCCUACUCGGAGAGGGAACAAUUAAUCUAGCAUCAUAUGUUGGUUCAAGAAUGUCUUCUCCUGUUUUGCUUCCUUUAAAGAAAUGCAAUCACGGAACAACACUACAGGUGAAAAUUCACUGCCUAACACCAAGGAGUAAAUUCAGAGAUGAACCAAAUUCUUCACAUUCUGGUAUGAAAGAGCAUGGUUUAGAUCACAAUGUUGACAGUAAAUCGAACGAGUCUGGCAACUUCUCCGCUGGGAGUGAUGUGCUUCCAUAUGAUCCCGGCUCGAACCCAGGUCCAAGCAAAUUUGAGAUCAAGGAUAAAAGUUUCUCGGCAUCCGGAUCAAAUGACAGCUUUAGCUCAGCUGAGAGUUUUACGCGAAAAGAAAAGCUUCCCUCCAGAAAUCACUUAAAGAAUGGAGGAUCGAAACAAGUUAGAGCAAGUCCUGACCAUACUUCACCUCAGAAUGAUCAGUUCAUCGAUGAUCAAACUGUUUCAAAUCAAUCAUCAUACAAUACGAAAGCCAGAAAAGAUUUCACAGCGUCUUCUGUGACGAAUUCAGGCUCUUCGAGAAACCUUCUGGAGGCUGCAGAAGAUACGAUUGAAGAACUCCGAAUAGAAGCCAAGAUGUGGGAGAGAAAUGCUCGGAAGCUUAUGCUCGAUUUGGACAUACUGAGAGAGGAAUUCACGUCUCAGUCGAAAAAGCAAGCAGACUUGGUGAUGGAUCUCUCAGCUGCCUAUUCGGAGCAAGGUACCUUGAAAAGAGAGAUCGAGAAUCUCAAACUAAUGUUGGAGAAGUCAACAGAAAAACGCGAUAUGGGAGAGGAUUCGAUAUUUCAACCGAGAGGUCAGAAGGAGGAACUGGAAAAUGAAAUAAGACAUCAGCAGGAGUUGAAUGCUAGCUUAGCGUUACAACUGAAAGGAAGUCAAGAAUCAAACAUCGAGCUACUCUCGCUUCUUCAGGAGCUGGAAGAAACUAUCGAACAGCAGAAAGUGGAAAUAGAGAAAUUUUCAUCUCUGCAUCUGAGGUUAGCUGACACGGCAGAAGAUUCACGAGAACAGGAUGAAUCUGAAGAGUCAUUGCAAAGAAGUGUUCAAUCUCUCAAAAAGUCGUUACAAGACAAAAAUCAUGAGCUUGAGAGUGAACGGAGAAUGAACAGACAGACGGAGAAUGGACACUCCGAGAAAGCUAGCACUGAGCUAGUAAGAGAGAUUGAAGCAUUACGAGAGAAAGUACAAGAGCUCGAGAGGGAUUGUGCUGAGCUUACUGAGGAAAACCUGGACCUUCUCAUCAAGUUUAAGGAGUCCGGUAGUGAACGCACACGGACACCUGUGGAAAAAGUUGGUGAAAUUGAAAACUCCGAAAAGUCCAUUGAAUUAGUGAAGCAACUUGAAGUAGCUUUCCACCAUCUAAAGAGACCGUGGAGUCAACUUUCUUCCAGCGUUAGUGAUCAGUGCAAACAUCACCUGGAAAACUUGGCAAUUUUGAGCGAGGACGUUGCAAUAUCUUCAAAACUAUUGACAACCGACUGUGUCCUUACGAAUCUGUAUGACCUGAACAAUCUCUUAGAAACAAGAUUUGUUGAAUGCGAGGAAUGUCUUAAACAGCACGAACAGGAGAUCCAGGAGAGGAAUAGAAAGCUCGAAGCUUACAGUCUUGAGGUUCAAGCACAUGAGAGCUCAAAGGAAGAACAACAAAUUCAAUGUUCCGGUCAUCUAAAAGAGUUAGAUCAAAAAGAUAAGCUACAGGCUGAGUUACAAAGACAUGAAGAGGAGAAAAGCCGCCUUUUGGAGCAUCAAAGAGAACUAGAAAGUAAAGUAGCUGGUCUUCAAAUGGAAAGGGAUCAGGUGGAAGAAAACAUGAAAAUCAUCUCGAGAGAAAGUGCCAUCACCUCUAGUUGCUUGGAUGCCCGGGUUUCUGAGAACAAGCUUCUGGAAAGCAAACUAGCUCAGCUCGAAAGUGAGAAACAUACAUUGGAGGAUCGGUUAGUAGGAUUGACUGAGAAGAACGAAAAUAUGGAAGCAAAAAUUAGGCUCAUGACUGUUGAGGAAGAAUCUCGUCAAUCAGAAUUGGAAGAAUCCAGGACUAUCAUAAUGAAUCUUCAAGAAGAAAUGGGGAAGUUGGAUAGUGAGACGAAAACAAGCAUUGCUGAUCUCAAAGAAGAAUUAAAAGACAUGCAGAUCCUAUGGUCACAAGCUCGAGAAGAAUGUGCACGACUCAUGAACGAGAAUGAAAAGUUGCAAGAAUCUUUGCGGAAUCUACUUGAAAGAAAGAACGUGGAACAGUAUGAGCUUCGUGUGCAGCUAGAAGCUCAACUGCAUGAAUCACAGAAAAGCUUGUCUAAUAGCUUGAUAAAGGUUAAAGCUCUAGAAGAAAAUCUCAAUUCAAUGUGGAAAGAUUUUUCAUUGAAAGAGGAGAGGAUGAAUGCGGAACUAAACGAACUCAUUCAAGAGAACAAGAACGAAAUUGAGAAACUCGAGCAACAAGAAAGUUUGUCUAACCAAAAAUAUUCAGAGAAGAUGAUGGAAGUUGAGAGACUCGAGAAAGAGGUUGAACAACUAAUGAAGCAAAUUUCUGAAAUGGAUGAGGAAAGGAGAUUAGCUUCUGACGCUGCUUCUGAAGUUUCCAGUUUACGUGCUGAUAAAGAAAAGCUAGUAUCUGUACUUGAAGACGUUCAAUCAAAAUUUACAUCGACUGAGAAGGAGCUUGCUGCUUCAAGACAAAGUUAUGAGAAGCUGAUGGUUGAUCAUGCAAAGAUUUUGAAACUUUUACCAAAUUAUAGGGCAAAGGAGGAAAAGCUUAAGACGAGCAUUAAUGACCUUGAGUUGCAGCUCACUCUUUCACGCUAUGAACAUCAAAAGCUUUAUGAAGAAAGUGCUAAUCUGAAAUUUCAGUUGCAGAAAACAAAGGAGCUAAAGGAUGAAGUGUUCAAUCUGAAGAGCAAACUCACAAAGUGCAUGUCCGAAAAGGAAAAGUUAGAAGCAUCAAUGGAGAAAAUAUCCGGAGAUUGUGAAGAAAUGAAGGCUGAGAAGGCCUCGUUUGCUGGUAAGAUGUCCGACUUACAGAAAGUCUUGUCGGAUCUGGAGAACAGCAAUCGAAAGAAAACUUUCUUGGAAGAAAAAGUCGAGCAAAUGGAAAGUGAGUUAGCUGAAAAGGAGAGAUUCCGUGCACAAGUAGCUGAUUUGAAAAAUGAGCUUAGUGAAACUAAGAGAGACAACGAGCAAUAUCGGCAGAAAAUAUACAAGAUGGAAGAGGAGAAGGAUAACUUGUUGAGGAAAGUUCAAGCACUUGAAGCAGAAGUGAAAAUGAUGGAGGAAGAGAAAAAAUUAUACGCCAAAAAGUUUGAACAGAAUGAUACUCCAAAGAGCAUCAGUAAGUACACUAACUUCAAUAGAGCACCUCAAAAGCAAGAACUUCGGGUGGAUCGACUUCAUUCAGAGGGUGAAAACGGUUCCUCCGAUGGAAUUGUCUCUUCUGUUGAAGCGGAUUACUUGGCUAGAAUACGGUUGCUUGAGAACAAGCUAGCUGAAGCAUUAGAGUCAAAUAAGAAGUACAAAAUUCAGCUUCAAAGGUUCAAGACCGAGGAGCGUAGAGGGAAUUCACCGACCUCUAAGAAGCUAGACGCGGACAGUGAAAUGGUGAAAAGGUUCGAACAAACAAAGUCUUUACUAGAGGCAGAACUAAAAGACCUUCGCGAGCGAUACUUUCAAAUGAGUCUCAAGUAUGCUGAAGUAGAAGCACAGAGGGAAGAUCUUGUUAUGAAACUAAAGGCAGUUAAGAGUGGAAAGAGGUGGUUCUCUUGAAUAUCGUUAGCAUUCUUGUGGCGCUUUUGUCCUAACAUCUUUACGUAGCACAAUCUAUGUUGCUCGGACUCUUUAAAAAGCCUCAGGUGCGUGUCAGAUCAUCCAAAAGUACUACAUUGUUCGAGGAUCUAACACAGGUGCGGCAACAUUUUUGCAGAGUACGAGCGAUAUAGUCUAGCUUAGCACAUACAUUACCAUUGUAAUUUAUUGUCAGAAUAACUUAAUCAAGAUACAGGCAAUAAAGAAUCAGAUGAGAAAGGAUACUUUGAGAAAGAUUUGACCUAUAUACACUGUAUAAUUUUCGAAAAAGGGUGUUGAAUCGACCACUCUUUGAUAUACGUAGCAACGCCCCUAAUGUGGCGUUGUCGCGAAGUUAGGAAUUUCGCUGAGAGUGUUCAAGUUGUUCAAGAUUUAAUACAAGUUUCAUAUUUCCCUUUGAAAUUACACCUCCUUUCUACUCUCCACUGAAAAAAAGAUGGUCCGGUGCACUAAAGUCCUUG